AUGAGAUUCUUCUUGAUUGCUUCAACUUUCUUCGCUGUUUCUUCAGCUUUCUUAUUCGGUGCCCUCGGAGGAGGAGGCGGCGGUGCUGGAUGUGGAUGUGGUGCUCGACCACCCCCACCCCCACCUCCACCUUGUGGAGCUAUUCCUCCACCACCAGUUGCCGUCGGAUGCGGAGGAGGAGUUCCCCCACCCCCACCCCCACCCCCACCAGCCGCUUACGUUCCCCCACCUCCACCACCUCCACCACCAGUUGCUACUGGAGGUUAUGCUGCUUCCCCAGUUGGUUUCAGCGGAGUUCCACCUGCACCACCAGUCGGAGGAUAUGCCCCACCACCACCACCUGUUGCUGUUGGAGGAGGAGCUUAUCCAGUCGGAAAGUAA
This is a messenger RNA of Caenorhabditis angaria, 381 nucleotides long. Lineage: Eukaryota; Metazoa; Nematoda; Chromadorea; Rhabditida; Rhabditidae. The record is from the annotation of a GenBank genome assembly.